Messenger RNA from Sinocyclocheilus grahami, 615 nucleotides. RefSeq names its product protein FAM13A-like. The record is from RefSeq and is a predicted model, not a curated record. Gene Ontology annotation, biological process: signal transduction. The annotation marks the transcript as partial. Lineage: Eukaryota; Metazoa; Chordata; Actinopteri; Cypriniformes; Cyprinidae. The transcript has 4 exons.
CUACUGAACUUUUGUCUUGUGUAGGUGGAAACACCAAGAGCUGUGUUCGGUGUUCCCCUCAUCAGCCUGAGGAAGAGUGGACAGAUGAGGCAGGGUCUUCCUCUGGUGCUCACACACAUAGUGGAGUUUGUGGAGAAGCACGGUCUCAGUAAGAGUGGCCUGUUCAGAGCCAGCGGGUCAGUGAAACGCUGCCGGGAACUGAGGAUAAGUUUUGAUCAAGGAGGAUUUCCAGAGUUUGACAGUGGGGAUAUUCUUACUCAGGCCUCCUUAUUGAAAGUUUUCCUCAGUGAAUUGCCUGGUGGACUUAUUCCAGACCCACACAGGACACAACUGCUGAAUGUGUUCAAAGAUUCAAAAGAGGGAGAACUGAAUCAGGCUGUGAGGACGAUCCUGAACAGUCUCCCAGAGGAACAUUUUAAUGUUCUCUGCUACCUAAUGUUCUUCCUGUCCCGUGUGGCUGCUGAGAGUCAUCUAAAUCUUAUGACAUCUGGGAAUUUGUCAAUAGUUUUUGGACCAAGCAUCUUUCACGUUCCUCUCAGCCCCACCAUGGUUGAGGAACAGGGGCAGUGUAACGCUUUGACUGAGCACCUGCUGGACAACCUGAUCCACCUUCUG